UAUUCGAGUAGUACGUAUCUUCAAGUUAAUUUUACAUCAUGACUGGCCGUGGAAAGGGAGGAAAAGGAUUGGGAAAGGGAGGAGCCAAGCGUCACAGGAAGGUUUUGCGUGAUAAUAUCCAAGGUAUCACGAAACCAGCUAUCCGUCGUCUUGCUCGUCGUGGUGGUGUGAAGCGUAUUUCUGGUCUGAUCUACGAAGAAACUCGUGGUGUACUAAAAGUUUUCCUGGAAAACGUUAUCCGUGAUGCUGUUACGUACACCGAGCACGCUAAAAGGAAGACCGUAACGGCAAUGGACGUCGUUUACGCUUUGAAACGCCAAGGCAGAACCCUCUACGGUUUUGGUGGUUAAUUGGUGCCGCUAUAUUGCUGCAUUCAUAAACACAAACGGCCCUUAUCAGGGCCAACAAUAUUUUCAAACGUAUGAAUUCUUUCUGUCAAUACAAAGCAAUAUACUAUUUCGUUGAAAACCGUUAACUAUAGAGUGCCUUAAAUACAUUUAUUGUAUAUUACAGCGAUAAUGUUAUAUUUUUUU
Messenger RNA from Eufriesea mexicana, 533 nucleotides. Its product is annotated as histone H4. Gene Ontology annotation, molecular function: DNA binding; protein heterodimerization activity; structural constituent of chromatin. Gene Ontology annotation, cellular component: nucleosome. Bases 39 to 350 code for a protein of 103 amino acids. NCBI's taxonomy places the organism in Eukaryota, Metazoa, Arthropoda, Insecta, Hymenoptera, Apidae. The transcript has a single exon. The record is from RefSeq and is a predicted model, not a curated record.